Mytilus californianus (California mussel) is the source of this 5013-nucleotide messenger RNA. Its product is annotated as E3 ubiquitin-protein ligase TRIM9-like. The record is from RefSeq and is a predicted model, not a curated record. Bases 1 to 2067 code for a protein of 688 amino acids. Gene Ontology annotation, molecular function: zinc ion binding; protein binding. NCBI's taxonomy places the organism in Eukaryota, Metazoa, Mollusca, Bivalvia, Mytilida, Mytilidae. The transcript has 8 exons.
AUGGAUGAGGAACUUAAAUGUCCUGAGUGUAGAAAAUUUUAUUCCAAGCCCGUCUUUUUCCCAUGUUCUCACUCUGUUUGUUUAGAGUGUGCUGGAAAUAUGCAGGAGUCUUCACAGGAAUUUAUGUCUCAAUUUGAGGAUAGUUCUUUGUUACAAAUUUUAGGGGAUACAGAUCUUCUUAAAGAUUAUGAUAAAUUAAGUUUAGUUAGUGAAACUGACAGUGGAGUUGUAUGUAAUAGUAGACCUAGUAGCUACAUUGGCAGUGGAAAUAUUUUACCUUCAGUACAGGGAAGUUCUUAUAUUGUGAAAUGUCCUGUCUGUAAAAAACCUGUAUUUUUAGAUGAAAGUGGAUAUAAAUCUCUACCCAAAAAUACUAUUCUUGAGGCUAUUGUGGAGAAAUAUUGCAAUGAAUGUAAACAAUUACAAAAUAAUACAAGUAAAUGUCAAAUGUGUGAACAAACUGAUCAUUCUGAUGCUAAAGAUGCAUGCAGCAUGUGUGAACAAUGUGAAAUUUUUUAUUGUGAUACAUGUAAAGAUGUUUGCCACCCUUCAAGGGGACCUUUGGCAAAACAUAAUAUGGUGGGACCAAUUCAAGGGAGAGCUAUAUUACGGGCCAAAAAUAAAGCUAGUGAGGCAAAAUGUAUAGAUCAUGAAGAAGAACAUCUAAGCAUGUACUGCUUAUUUUGUAAACUGCCUGUGUGUUAUGUGUGUCGACAAGAGGGACGUCAUGUUGAUCAUGAUGUUCAGGCCCUUGGGGUUAUGUCAAAAACUCACAAGACAGAACUGUCCCAUGGAUUACAGUCAUUAUCAGAGAAAGCCAAAGCUGGGACAGAAUUUAUACAAAGAUUAAAAGGAAUGUCAGAAAAAGUCCACGGCAAUUGUACUGAAUUUGAAGCCAGAGUUGUUGCCCAGUGUGAUGCUUUAAUAGAAGCUUUAAAGAAAAGAAAGCUGGAAUUGAUUGAAAAUGUGCAUCAAGAAAGAGAGAUGAAAGUCAGAGUACUAAAAGAACAAGUGACGCAUUGUACUUCACUGUUACAAAAGACAACUGGACUGUUACAUUUCUGCAUUGAAGUAUUAAAAGAAGGUGACCCGGCUUCAUUUUUGCAGGUAUCUAAUGGAUUGCUAAGCAGAGUUAAUAUGGCUAACCAGAACUUCAACAAAGAUAUAGAGCUGGCACCUAGAGUUUCUCCAGAGUUUGAGCUGACCUUAGAUUCUACCCCAGUACAACAUUCAAUACAGACAAUGAACUUUUUCCAAAUGAAAGCACCAGGAAAGCCAACCAUAUUACCUGAGGAAUGUAGCGCUGAGAACAAUAGCGUAACUAUUGUAUGGCAGCCACAUUCAGAAAGUAUUGUUGACAACUAUUAUCUAGAGAUUGACGAUGGAAACAGUGGAGAUUUUAGAGUAGUGUAUGUUGGACGUGAGACCAUGUGUACAGUAGAUGGACUCCAUUUCAACAGUUUAUACUAUGCAAGAGUAAAAGCUGGAAACUAUUGCGGUGAAAGUGACUACAGUGACCCAAUUAGCCUCCAGACAGCUGAAUUGGCCUGGUUUCACUUUGAUCCAGUCUCAGCACAUCCAGAUAUCUUAUUUUCUAAUGACAAUCAGACAGUUACAUGUAAUAGUUAUGACCACCGAGUUGUACUUGGAAGUGUAGGAUUUUCUAAAGGUGUACAUUACUGGGAGAUAGUUGUGGACAGGUAUGACUGUCAGACAGACCCAGCUAUUGGUAUAGCAAGAUUUGAUGUUGGAAAGUGCUUUAUGUUAGGUAAGGAUGACAAAGCUUGGAGUAUGUAUAUUGAUGACAGUAGAAGUUGGUUCUUACAUAAUGAUGAACAUCGGAAUCGAACUGACGGAGGUAUUCAACGAGGAAGUGUCAUUGGUGUUUUAUUGAACUUAGAAAAACAACUUAUGUGUUAUUAUGUGGAUGAACAGCCACAUGGACCAAUUGCUUUCAAUGAUCUCCGCGGGGUAUUUUUCCCAGCAGUCAGUAUUAAUAGAAAUGUACAAGUGACACUCAGGACAGGUUUAGCCCCACCACCUGAAUGUGAAACAGAAGAUGAAUGAACUUAAAAAAGGGAGAUAAUUUUGUCUGUGAUGUUGUUAUGUAGGACUUUACUUUUAAGAAUGAUCUUAUGGUGGCAGCAUAAUUUAUAUAACGAAGAUUCAUAAUGAAAAAUAUAAAGCAUUCUGGGAAAUAUUUUUGAAUGCUUACACCAAAAUGUUUUUACUGGUCAAUGACAUCUGAAACUAUGGAAAUUCAAAAAAUCUGUGUUACAUAAAAUUUAUGGUGUAUACAUAUGAAAUGAAAUUACCCAAGUACCAGAAUAGUGACACAAUUUUGUUUAAUUUUUGAAGAAAGGUUUUUCUUUCUCUCAGUAUUAUAAUACCAUCAUUCAUACAAACUAUGAGGUUGUGAAUUAUACAAAUAUUCAUCACAGUCAUUUUUGUGCCAUAUUAGUUGUUUUUUAACAGUUGCAAUAUUUUUAAUUAGAAUUAAAUGUUAAACUUAUGGUAUGCAUCUGUCUUCAUAUUAGAAUGUUUCAUCAUAAAUUCAAUAUCUAGGUCACAAGUCAUUGGACAUUAUAAAUCUUAAAUUGAUAUUCAAGUCAGAAUAAGUGAAUACAGAUUGGAAAAUUUUCCUUUAUGGUUUCAUUUGAAGCCAACAAUUUUUGAGAAAAAUAUUUUUUGAUGUCAUUUUUUUCAAAUUUUCAUGAAGCUUUUUUGUCAUCAUAUUUUCACAUUUUUUAAAUAAUUGAAGUUGAGAGUUUUUUUCAUGAGCUGAACACAAAUUUCAAAAUAUUUUAAAUUUGACAGCACAAUAUAUCCAGAUUUUACAAAAUGAAUUAAGAGACUAUUGAUAAUUCAAUAAAGGAGUACAAUAUAGAAAAAAAGAUGAACACUUUUGAAAAAUGAACACCCUAGAACAAUUUUCCAAUGCCAACACCUAACACAGAUCAGAAAACAGAUCCUGAGAACAAUGAUCUAUUUUGCUUAAAAAUUUUGAUUGAAUAGUUCAAAAGAAAGUAUAUUUUAGGACAUAAUAUAGACUUUGAAGAUAAACAUCUCCCAUAAAUAUAUUUUCCCACAUUUUGUUAAAGCCUUGAACAAUAAUAUAUUAGGACAAAAAGGUGUUUUUUUUUUUUUACCAGAAUCACAGUUCUGGUAUGAAUACUUAUGUGCUACAGUUGAUUUGGUCACCAUGCUGCUAGAUAUAGUCCAUUGAUUGUGUUACAUAUUGCUUUUGAUGGUGUGAGUUGUCUGUAUUUUGCCAGUGCAAUGUAUUUAUUAUUACUUUUUGUGUCGCCUGCGACAAAAUUCGCACAAGGUGAGACAUAGGUGUGGCUUUUUCGGCAGAAACUUUGAAUUAACUUGCAUUGUUGCUGUCCAUGAGAUAGUCUUUCUGAAUUUUCUGUGGACAGGCGAGAAAUAUCUGUGUCAACAGUUUAUUGUCUUAUACACAGCUGAUGCAGUACCUUGUUUGUUACAAUCUUUUAUUGAUCUCUAGGGUGAUUUACAUGUAUAUUUUGUUUUUAAUGAUAUAUUAAUGUUAGAACAUUCAUCUGUAGGGUAAAAGAGAUUUAUUCAUGAUUACGUGACAUUUUAUCAAAGGAAAUGGACUAACUUCAAACUGAGUUAUAAUUGAUACUUAAAUGUAGAUUUAUAAAAAAUCACAAUUACUUUCGAAUUACAUGAAAGCCUGGAGAUUUGUACAGGAAACUGGAAUUCAUAUAAAAUGCAUGUUUUGAAUUUCAAUUAAGUUCGAUAUCGGCGUUAUAAUUGGAUAGGAGCAUGAUAAAACAAUUGCUUAUUUUAAGGGCAAAAAAAUAGAAUUAAAAUUAGAGACACAUAAAGUGGAAUACUGAGAAAUUCUAUCGUAUGAAAGAUUAACCAGGCAAUGUUUCACUCAUGUCAAUUUAAUGGUUAAAUUCAGACUCUUUCGAGUGAAUAAUAAAAAUUUGCUGUUGAAAUUUCAAAUUUGAAAAGAUACAUGAUGAGUACAUAUCACUUUUGUUUAAAGUCCAGAAAAAGUUGUCUAGAGUUUGAGGCACUUUAAAAUUUAAAUCUCAAGCCUAGACCAUAUCAAAUGUGUAACAUAUUUUGAAAUAUUUAUGAUAAAUUUAUGCAAAUAAAUCAUAUUUUUUGCUGACAGAUAUGAACGGAGACCUGAACUGAUCUCAGCUGACCAUUUAACAGCUAAACUAAUGAAAUCCAUGAAGACAAUCAGCUUCAUUUAAUAUUCAGGGAACUCAUUCAUGAAUAUUUAUACAUGUGAUUCUUCAAUUAAUAUUUAUAAAUUAUUAAUGAAAAUUUAUAAAUUACUGAUGAAUGGUUAUAACUCAUUUAUUAAGAUCAGCAUUUUAUUUCAUGAAAAUGUCCACAAAAAGAAUUUAAUGUCAAGAGCAUGUUAUUGUUGUUCUCCUUCAGAAAGUCACAGAAAAAAAUGGGAAAACAUCUUUCAAUGUCAUUUUGGAUGAUUUUCUGUUGGUUGGUUGCUGACCCCUUGACAUUUACCCCCAGAUCUCCUUUCAUAAUAGUAAAACCCAUCAUUGUUGGUUGGUGAGCAUUUUAUACAUCUUAGCCUGAUAACAUUUAUUUGUUUAGUGGAAUUAUGUUGUUGGGUUGAUGUCUCACGGACACUUACCUCUUAUCUCCUUUUUUUACUUUUCUUUUAAUAAUUAUUGUGCAAUAAAAUGUGAUACAGUCUUUAUAACUGUAUUGAGAAUGCUUUAGAGUUCUUAUAUCUGUAUAUUUUUACCAGUAAUGUAGCUACUUAAUACAGCAUUUCUGAUUCUAUCAAAGGAAUCGAAUAGCAUUUGUAUUUUUAUUGAGCAAUUGAAAAGUAGCAAAUUGUUAAUGGCUUUUUAGUUUUACAGUUUGUUUUGACAGUUAUUUAAGGAAUCCAUACAUAACAUGUGAAUCAGAUAUCAACACAGAAUAAUUAUGGCAUGUGAGACAGUAUAAUGCUGUAAUUGAAUAUUUAUUAUAGAAAUAAAACUUCUUUAAAUGAUA